ACUCCUCAGUUUGCACCCCAGCUUUCCUUCCGUCGCGUAGAAAUUUUGUAUUACACAACCUUACAAUCAUUUCCAUUGUUUCUUAUUGCCAUAGCAAGCACUGAUGCUGAAGGACAGGGCUUUUGUCAAGGUGGAUUCAGCAUUGAUUUUACUCAGAAAGACAGAGUUCUACUUGGAGGACCUGGAAGUUUUUAUUGGCAAGGUCAGCUAAUCUCUGAUCAAGUGGCUGAGAUUGUGUCAAAAUACAGCACUACAGUCUACACAACCAAAUACAAUCACCAGUUAGCAACACGUUCAGCUAGUGCUACUUUUGAUGACAGUUAUUUGGGUUAUUCAGUUGCCGUAGGGGAUUUCAAUGGUGAUGGCAUAGAAGAUUUUGUGUCGGGUGUCCCAAGAGCAGCAAAAACUUUGGGCAUGGUAUCCAUUUACAAUGGGGAAAGCAUGGCAUCUAUGUAUAACUUCACUGGAGAACAGAUAGCUGCUUAUUUUGGAUAUUCUGUAGCUGCCACAGAUAUCAAUGGAGAUCAGUAAGUUAUGCUUUUGUU
Molecule: messenger RNA, 545 nt
Organism: Protobothrops mucrosquamatus (brown spotted pit viper)
Lineage: Eukaryota; Metazoa; Chordata; Lepidosauria; Squamata; Viperidae
Product: integrin alpha-V-like
Exons: 7
Biological process (GO): integrin-mediated signaling pathway; cell adhesion mediated by integrin; angiogenesis
Cellular component (GO): integrin complex; external side of plasma membrane
Molecular function (GO): integrin binding
Source: RefSeq, a predicted model, not a curated record